This is a messenger RNA of Drepanopeziza brunnea f. sp. 'multigermtubi' MB_m1, 1011 nucleotides long. The record is from RefSeq and is a predicted model, not a curated record. Lineage: Eukaryota; Fungi; Ascomycota; Leotiomycetes; Helotiales; Drepanopezizaceae.
AUGUCGUCAACGAUCGAAACCUUCAGAGUCCCUCCAGCUCGAAGAAACAUGCAAUCUAACUGCUGUCCUUUCGAGGCUGUCUCUGACCAUCAAGCACCAAGAGUCGAGUCUGCGAGUGACGAAGAGCAGCUGUACGAGACAGGGCCAGGCACCACCACCGAAAAGCCCCGAGGGCGACCAAAGAAUAAGGAUGCUCAGGACGGCGCGUCAUGCUCGACACCCUUGCCGACAUCUCCUCCUUCAAGCUCAUCUGCUGCAUCUCUCACAGAAGAAGCUGAGGGUCGAAAGCUGCUCCACGAUUCGACGGAGAGAGUUGCGAGUGUAAAGUCUUUCUGUGACUCCGCGGACCAUCCAGAUAUUACAAAGAGACUGGCACAGGAGAACACCCACGAAGACCACAGAGAGCUGAUCGAGGUCGCAGACGCUGGCAGAGUUGCUGCAGAAGAGUUGUUGCUGUGCAGCAUCUCUGCCUUCGAACAAGUACCUUGCACGCAAUCGGGAUGUCCUGGAAGAGGUCCUGGAGUCAUUGGAGAAGGGUGUGGGAAUUCCGCUGGCCAUCAGCAGCGAGCGUUCGAGUGCAGAGAUAGGACGCGCAGGGUGGGACUACCACUACAAGCUUAUGAGCGAGUUGUUGAGGAAUGCGGUGCCGGAAGAACGGUCUCCACAAUAACUGAGGCCUGGGACAAUAAUAAGGAAGAAGAAGGAAAUGACGACGGUUUCGGCGCUGGAGAUGGUGCCAGAAUGGUACAGUACUUGAAGAUAAAGAGGUGGAGGGAGAAGGACAUCGAGAUCGCCCAGCUGAAAAUGAAGCUCGAGGCAAUGAGUCUCCAAGCUGCAAAUUUGGUGCAGAAGAAGCCUCCAAAGUGGCUCAACACGUUCGGACUUUCAACUUCGGCAAUUUUGUACUCCAUCAUGUCUCUGAAGAAGCUGCCAAGGGGUCUAAAACUGUUCGAUAAUUUGAUCCGCUUUGCUACGCGUGGGCUGCCGUUCGUUCCACUGAAGAAAAUUUGA